GAAAACAAAACUGGCCUCUUUAUUUGACUAACACCUAAUCUAAAGGUGGUUUACAUAACCCCCCUCCCUAACAUUUCUAUACAGGAAAGGAGCAUUUGACGGUUAGUGGUAUCAAAAUUCGAAGUUUUAAAGACUUCGAACUUUAGAUGUUACAACCGCAAGCCCAAAAGCUACACGCUUCCCUCCUAAAACUCGGCCACCAUGGCGAUGUCUAUCGCUGCAACCUCAUCCUGAACUCCUACAUCAAUGCAGGCUCUUUACCCAUUGCCCAUCAAUUCCUUUCUUCAAUCCCUUCACCCAACGUCGUCUCCUUCAACACUCUCCUCUCUGGCCACUUCAAAUACCGCCAACCUCACAAUGCACUCACCCUGUUUGUCAAAAUGCCUCAACGAGACUCCCGGUCUUAUAAUAUCGCCAUCUCUGGCCUCUGGAAAAAACAAUUACAUCGAGAAGCCAUCGAACUUUUUAUUCGCAUGUUGCGCAGUCCGACUAGACCCGAUAGAUUCACUUACUCUUCGGUGAUUUUGUGUUGCGGGUCUGGUAUCGCGAGGCAAAUGCAUGCCCAAGUGAUUAAAGUUUAUGGAAAUUCACGUGAUGAUAUGUUUGUUGCGAAUAAUCUUGUGAAGAUGUAUUGUGAAUCAGGAGCGGUUGAGGAUGGGAGAAAAGUGUUUUCGGAGAUGCCCGUUAGAGAUUGUGCGUCAUGGAACGUUAUGAUGUCUUGUUAUGUUAAGAUUGGAAAGGGGGAGUUUUGUCUGAGCUUGUUUAUAGAGAUGGUUAGAAAUGGAGUUGGACUUGAUGAGUUCACUUUGGCUAUCGUUUUGAGUGAGUUUGCUAAUUGCUUGCUAAUUUUCGGAGGGUUGCAAGUGCAUUGUUUGAUUGUGAAAACAGGGUUUUGUUGGGAUCAGUUCACUUGCAAUGCAUUGUUGAAUUUAUAUUCCAAGUGUGGAUACAAUGUAUUGGCAACUAAACUCUUUGAAGAGAUGCCUGAAACUGAUGCGGUUUCCUGGACUGCAUUGAUAAUGGGGCUAGCAUCGAGUGGCCUUGUGAAUGAUGCUUUCGACGCUUUCUAUUGGAUGCGGGUUUCACAAGUGAAUCCUAAUUCUUCUACUUUUGGUAGUCUGAUUGGCUCUUGUGCUAGUGCAAAUGCAAUUGAAAGGGGCAAACAAUAUCAUGCCCUAGCUAUAAAGUAUAAUUUAGAACUUGAAACUGUUGUGGGAAGCGCAAUUGUUGAUAUGUACUCAAAGUCUGGUGCGAUGAACGAAGCAAUGAAGCUCUUCAUGAGCUUGCCGAUAAGAGACCUAAUUUCUUGGAAUGGUAUGAUAUGUGGGCUAGCUCAUAAUGGAGAAGCUACAAAGGCUUUAGAUAUUUUCGAUGAGAUGGUUAGAUUGCAUCAGGGUACUGUAACCCCGAACAAUAUCACCUUUGUUGGUGUUUUGACUGCAUGUAGUCAUGGUGGAUUAGUUCAUAGGGGUUUUUUGUACUUCAAUGAUAUGGUACACAAAUAUCUUAUUAAGCCUCAAGCUGAACAUUAUGCUUGUAUUAUUGAUCUAUUGGCUCGAGCUGGACAGUUAGAACAAGCAGAGACUCUUAUUCGUUCUCUGCCUUUUGAACCUGAUGUUGUUAUGUUAAGUGCUUUGCUAGGAGCUUGUAGAAAACACGGGGAUUUAGUUAUGGCAAAGAGAAUUGCACAACAGCUUGCUACAAGUGAGCCGAAGAGUUCUUCUAGUUAUGUGAUGCUUGCUAAUAUGUAUUCUGAUGAGGGGGAGUGGAUUGAUGCGAUGGAUGUUAGGGAAAUGAUGUGUGAGACUGUGGCUUCGAAAGUUGCAGCAAGUAGCUGGAUUGAAACUAGAGGUAGCACACAUUCUUUUGCUUCGGGUCAUGCUCAUCAUACAUAGCAGAAACUGACCUGUGAAGUUCUGCAGAGACUGCGGUUGGCAAUGAUUGAUGAGAGGUAUAAGUGUGGUAGUCAAUAAUUUUGGAGAGUAGAUGAUAGUAGACUUGGGAUUUAAAAUGUCUUUAGAAAGCAAUGCAGACGAAGUCAUGUCACAUUGUUCAAUAUCAUAAUUUCAAGCCUGUUAUGUGGCUGCCUCUGGAACAAAUCCUUGAUACAAGUUCGUUGGUAGCAAUAUGCAGAACAUGGCAGGUUCAGCAGCUUGUUACUCCAAAUGUCAUUGAAUUCUGAUCAUUCAGUGUCAGGAAAGAGUAACAGAUCAACUGUGGGAAUUACUAGCUGAAGCAUAAGUAGUGUACAAAAUGCGGAAGUUUUGGGAUGCAAGAAGCUUGUUUCUUCUUGAUAAUCUAUGAAUGAUAAUUUUCUGCUGAAUUCAUGUCAAAUCCAGGCCAAGCUGAUGUGCAAUCAGGGAGUUGAUAUCAACAAAUUUGUUAUUCGAGUAUAUUCAGCAUAGAUGAAGAGUUCUUGCUCUCUGUUAACUCCCCUUUCAUAAUACACAGCAAAAGACUUGCAGGAAUCAGAAUAUCUCACAUGUUUUCAGGGAAAUAAUAAAGGAGUUUAUGAAGGUGGGAAAUGUGAAAGUCAUGUUAGCUUCAUCAGAUGUCUUGGCCGGUACAGAAGGCUGGCAUGCAUUGAAGGAAAAGGAGAAGGCCAUCUCAAGUAACAGAUUAUCAAUUUUCAACAAUAAAAUUACUCAGCAGAAAACCUGCAGAAAUCUGAGUGUCGCACAUGUUUUUAGGGAAAUAAUGAAGCUCUUGAAGAAGGUGGAAAAUGUGGCAACCAUCUCAAGGUUCUAUUUCUUUCUACUUGUUUUAUCAUGUUGUUAGCUUGUACUGAAGACAAGGUUUGAAGUAAUCACAUGGAGGAAACAAAUUAUUAAUUUUCCAACAAGAAUUUAUUUAGGUUUGGAAAUUAUUUUCCAAAAUUUCAUGUGUCUACAUGUGCUACCUUUGACUUUUAACACUACAUAUUAGUUAGAAAGCAGUGAAUUUUGCAUCGAGAAUAUCAUUAUAUGAGAAAUAAAAGAAUCAUAAAGAAGUCGUAAAGCUCUUGCAUGUGACCUCGAGGAUUGAUGCCUACUUGUUUCAGUGAUUUUUUGUAUGAUAUGCAGGACACUUUCCCAAUCCAAAAGUUAGUCUGUUUAGAACCAGAAGAAUUUAUGCCCACAGCUUAGGACCUGAAUAUAGCCGAUCCAUUAUUGUUCAAUUUUGGCUGACUUAACUGACUCUUUUUAAUGUUAGUCUUUAGUCAUCCGAGAAACUGCAUGUACACAAAAUGUCGUGUUCCAAUAAAAAACUUAAGGUACAGGAGUUUUGCUUAACAUUCAACAUUUUGUUACUCUAGAAUAUUGACAGCUGAGCACAACCAUUUUUAUUUAUUUCUUACUGGAAACACACUCCUCAGUAAUUCCUUACUGUUGCUACGAGAAAAUCUGCGAAUAAACAAUCAUAGCUUUAAUGAAUCUGAAUGGGGAUUUUGUGGAAGUAUUCUUAAGUAUCACAAUCCCUUUAUUACAGAAAGAUAUUGUCAGUCGCACAAUAUAUCAUGUUGUAAAGUUGGCUAUGCGUUGUUUGUUAUAUACCUUCUCUAUGUUCUUAUACUGACUUUGCAUCUAUAAGGCAUUUGUUGUAUUCUUAUUAAUUUGCCAUAUUUUUCUAGCAGGACAUCCUCUAAGACUCUUCAUUUGCCUUUCACAGUUGUGUCUGUUUGGGUGGAAAGUUGAUAUUUCCAUUGUGCAACUUAUUACAGCUUUAGUCGUUACAAUAAAUUUAAAAGUCUGAUUUUUUUAUAAGA
Asparagus officinalis (garden asparagus) is the source of this 3745-nucleotide messenger RNA. RefSeq names its product pentatricopeptide repeat-containing protein At3g49710-like. The record is from RefSeq and is a predicted model, not a curated record. Gene Ontology annotation, biological process: RNA modification. The transcript is spliced from 2 exons. The coding region runs from base 147 to 1895 and encodes 582 amino acids. NCBI's taxonomy places the organism in Eukaryota, Viridiplantae, Streptophyta, Magnoliopsida, Asparagales, Asparagaceae. Gene Ontology annotation, molecular function: RNA binding; protein binding.